Molecule: messenger RNA, 1170 nt
Organism: Rhodofomes roseus
Lineage: Eukaryota; Fungi; Basidiomycota; Agaricomycetes; Polyporales; Fomitopsidaceae
Product: glutathione S-transferase
Exons: 7
Coding region: 1-849 (282 amino acids)
Cellular component (GO): cytoplasm
Source: RefSeq, a predicted model, not a curated record
AUGUCCAACAAAGCUGACAGUGGGAAAUCCUACCACCUGCAAUGCACAGGCGUGGCGAAGGAGACCGCUGAUGCUCAUAACGCUGCCAAAGACAUCACGCUGUUCGGGAGCUGUUUCUGUCCUUUCGUUCAGCGCGUCUGGGUUGCGCUCGAAUACCUCGGGAUAGACUAUAAGGUGCGGGUCCGAUUAUACGAUGAGGUCGAUCCAUACAAGAAACCAGCCGAUCUAUUAGAGGUCUCACCAAAGGGCCUAGUACCAGCCUUGAGGCUCGAGAAUUACAACCCGCCGCGCGCCGUGAACGAGAGUACGGUCAUAUUGGAGUUCCUGGAAGAUAUUGCAGCAUCUACCACAAAACGAAGCCUCCUCCCUCCUGUGACUGAGCCAUAUGCGCGAGCCCUCAUACAUCUGCAGGCCGACCAUGUCAAUCGCACGCUAGUCCCCGCCUUCUACCGCUACAUCCAAGCACAGGACGAAGAGAAACAGAUUCAGGGCGCGAAAGACUUCGUUGAAGCUAUUCACGGCCUGAUCAAGCUCUUCCAACGUGCAGAGAAAGAGGGCGAGUCCACUUGUGGCUUGUGGCGCGAGGGCGGCACACUCAGCUUGGCUGAUGUUGUGGCUGGACCCUGGCUCUUCCGGUCUACGAACGUGCUCGUCCACUACCGUGGAUUUGCUGUACCAGCAGGGCCACAAUUCCGGGCUUACCUCGACCGCCUUUUUAACUACCCCGCGUUCAAGAGGACAUGCAGCAUCGAAGACCUGUACAUUGAUAGCUACGAGCGAUACGCACACAAUCGUCCCAACACGAGCCAGGUUGCGAACGCGAUCAAUGCCGGCACAACACUCCCGUGAGGAGCUGGUCAGGAUCCAUGAGUGAUACGGCAUGUGGGAAGCCGGCAGUCGCACUGUGUGGUGUAUGUAUGUACGAUAUCCCGAUACUGAGCGCGCGAACGUCCGCCAAGAAUCCAGAGACUUGCAGCGGCGGGCAACUAGUCGAUGAAGUCCUGCACCCAUUGGCUUGCUAUGCCCGAUGACUCAUAGUACCGCUGCCCUCGUGGAUUGUCCGGUACGAAGCUCAGUUCGUGCGUCUUGCGAGACUCACCAGGUGGCUGGCAGCCCAUGGAUUAUCCCCAGAGGUCUCCGCAGCACAGAAGUACGGUGCCAGUGGGUCCA